CACAAUGGAUAACGGUCACACACCGCUGCCGUCGGCCUCCCUCCCCACAAAGCCCCAAGCCAAAUCCGCCAUGGCUAUGCUCGGCCGCGCACGCCUCCCACCUGUCGCCCCACUUCCACCCAUCGCCACCGGCGCCGGUGGCGCCGGCGUGGAGUUUCGCCGUAAGAUCCGUUUCCUCUCUUCUGAGCUCCACCUCGACCCGUUCCCGCUCCUCGCCAUAAACCCCGUGCUCCGCUCGGCGCCGCUGCCGCUCCUCCGCGACUCCCUCCGCCUCCUCACCUCCCACGGCCUCACAGCCCGCGACGCCACGCGCGUCUUCUCCGCCUUCCCAUCCCUCCUCACCUCCCCGCCCGAGGAGCCGCUCCGCUUCCUCUCCGCCGACGCGCCGCUCCCGCCGCCGCUCCUCCGCUCCGCGGUGGUCCGGUCCCCACGCCUCCUGGCCGCAUCCGUUCCCGACACGCUCCGCCCCGCGCUGCUCUUCCUCCGCCGCCGCGUAAUGCUCCGCCGGGAGCCGCUACCUCUCGCCGCGGCGCUGCUCCUGGCGUUCUCCGUUGAGCGCACCCUCCUCCCCAAGCUCCUAUACCUGCGUGACGCCACGGGGCUCCCCGACUCUGCCGUCUGCGCGGUUCUCAGGCGCGCGCCCGCCAUCCUCUCCUACGGGAUCGAGACCAACCUCACUCCUAAGCUCCAGUUCCUCGCCGAGCGCAUGCGGAGAGACCCUGCCGCGGAGCUAGCCGAGUUCCCGCACUACUUUGCAUUCAGUUUGGAGGGGAGGAUCAAACCGAGGCACGAGGCGUUGAGACAAAGGGGCAUCGAGAUGCCACUCAAGGACAUGCUAACAAGCAACGAUGACGAUUUCAGGGAGCGGCUGGUCAAUGUGACGCUGUCAGACACUAAGGCAAGGCUGUGAUCUGGCAUUCAGAUGCACCAUAUGCUUUUUUACAGCAUUGAUUAUGAAAUGGCAGUCAUUUGAAUUUCGGUUCAGUCAAGCAAGAUUAUCCUACCAGGCUACCACGUGACCAAAUGGAACCGGCAACAAUUUGGAAUGUAUUGUUUCACAUGCCAUUUCAAAGCUCAGCCUUGUAAUGCUGAGAUACAUGGAGUUCACCUGGAGAAGCCUGAUUGAAUCUCUGAAUGGAUACUCACUUAUAUCAUAUAAGCAGCGAUGGUAGGUUAAAGUUGAUGUACAGCUAAAGGUUCCAUUGAACUCCAAGUUAUGUUUCCUACGUCGUGGAGUAAGAAGGGCCUGAGGCUUAGUUGUUGGAGAACGAAGGACGAUGAUGAGAAGCUGUGGAUCUCCCUAAACAUAGGUGCGUGGUAAUCAGCCAGAGGAGUUUAGCAAUAGCAUUUUGCUUCUUUUCUUUCUGUGAAAUUUUCCUUAUGGACAUGAAUUUAAGAAUGAAUACAAACAACUUGUUUUUCCUGCUUCUUUUUGGAAGAAAAAUGGCAGGAUAUCUGCCUUUCUAUUUAGGUAGAACAAAAGAAGCUUAAGUUACCAGUCUUAUUUCCAAGCCCCAAAGGUUAAGGGUGGAGUGCACAAGAAGAGAAAAGCAAGAACAUUGCAAAGCUCUCUCAAGAUUUCUGUGGGGACUGGAAUCAGAAUUUAUGCGACCAUAAAGUAGCCCAUGGCUGACAUUAAGCUGUUUUACUGUGGAUUGGAUCUCAUCUACACGGACAAAAGCAUCAUCAUCUGUUUUCAUCAGAUACUUGGCUGAUAGUGAACUGGUCUGGUCAAACAAAUCGCAGUUAAGCACAGAGAAACAUAAGAAGCAGAAACUGGAGAAGUAUAGCUUAGUGAUGGUAGUGUUUACCCCAUAAAUGCAUAUUGCUAGUGUCUUCCAUGUUAUCAGGCUGUAGUAAUCAACAAAAGGCAACACCUGGAUGUCACCAUACGUUUGUGCCUCAUUCCAGAGUUCCUCAUUUACCAUUAGGCCAACGAAAAAUCGGACUGCUACUGCUCCUUGGCGCACAGCGUCAUAUUGCAUCCAUGUCCUUCGAAUUGCCAUCCUACGCUUGAAGUUGUUUGCUGUUGAAAAGAUGCCAAUCAGAAGGUCUACAUCUUUGUCGUCUGGAAUAGGUGGUGACUUCAACGCUUCAAUAUUAGAGUUCUCCAAGUCUUCUGAUGUGGGCAAGCCGCUUACAAUCGCACUUACAAGUUUGAAAUCACCAGAAAUUCCUACUUCAGUUACAUACCAUGGUUCCAAACCCUAAUAAGAGAAACACCAGUUCGUUAGGAUUGGUCUCAUAUCAGAUCUAUUUAAUGAUCCAUUUGGUGAUGUGGAAGAAGUUUACCGCCCUAUAUGCAAAUGAAGUGACAUGUUUCCCAUCAACUGUCAUAUGGAUACCCUCCGAUCCUACACGCAGUGUUGCAAUAGCAAGGUAUCCCUGUUUAAAUGGAAAAUACUUGCUUGGCUCUCCAUGUUUGGCAGCUGUAUGAUGUUUUGAGUUAUUUAUGUCCUCUUCUGUGCCCACCAUGGCAUUACAUCUCUCUAGAUCUUCCACUGUAGAAGGCGUCAGAUAAAUAUAGUGUGCAAGGCACAGUAGUAACUUAUUUGCAAGAGAGAAGUAACAUUGAAGUACCUUCAGUUGCAUUGCUAUAGUUAGUGCUGGGACAGCGAUCCUCAACCCCCCAGCCAUUGUUUGCGGUGAAGGUAUUCUGCACUAUCACUGGAUCUUUAGUAACCUUGUCGCCAUUCAGACGGACAUUGUAAUGCAGUGCAAUAGGCUUUUCAGAUUCCCCUGGAAGUGCCGUCCCAACAAGAUCAAUCCAGAAGUUACCAGAGAGUACUCCAGGAGUUCCUAUAAGAGUUAUUGAAGAACCUACAAUCAGCCCACAGGGUACAUCAAUGGUAAAGAUGCCAUUCUCCGACUUGGAAGCAUCCAUUCUGCGAAUUGAGUACGGGCAGAGUCUCUCUUUCUCUCUGUGCUGAGAGCUUGCAUUCUGAACUGAUGCUGUCAAGUUUUCCCAUGCAGUUCUCCCAUCGCUGAUCGCCUCGCUCGCAUGAGGAAGGCCGUUGGUGAUGUUGGCUAACUGCUUCAUCUGGUUCCAUGUGUAUAGCCACUGAAACACUUCAGGGGAGGAGUUUCUGGAAUCCGAGCUGUUUGAAGCUGGAGGAGCAUCUGCUGUUGUUACUACUGCUACUUCCAGAGUGGUGGUUUCUCGUGCAUCCGCUGGGCUCUUGAACCAGUCCAGGUGAACCAGAUGGAGGAUUUGAUACCGAGAUAUCCCCGAAUUCGCACUGUGCUCUAUCAAAUACCGUGCUGUCAGCAGAGAAGUAAGCAUGAGCAGAACCGUGAUGGCAAGCUUCUUUGUCAUCCACAUGUUUUGAUCGCCUUUUCCCUGGUGCCGCAGUUGUCACAAUGUCAGCACAUACCCGGCGCCGGCUUGGAUGGAAA
Messenger RNA from Sorghum bicolor (sorghum), 3396 nucleotides. Its product is annotated as transcription termination factor MTEF1, chloroplastic. The transcript has 3 exons. Lineage: Eukaryota; Viridiplantae; Streptophyta; Magnoliopsida; Poales; Poaceae. The coding region runs from base 5 to 910 and encodes 301 amino acids. Gene Ontology annotation, biological process: regulation of DNA-templated transcription. Gene Ontology annotation, molecular function: double-stranded DNA binding. The record is from RefSeq and is a predicted model, not a curated record.